This is a messenger RNA of Metopolophium dirhodum (rose-grain aphid), 495 nucleotides long. Its product is annotated as piggyBac transposable element-derived protein 4-like. NCBI's taxonomy places the organism in Eukaryota, Metazoa, Arthropoda, Insecta, Hemiptera, Aphididae. The record is from RefSeq and is a predicted model, not a curated record. The transcript has a single exon. The coding region runs from base 1 to 495 and encodes 164 amino acids.
AUGAGGUGCAUACGUUUCGAUGAUAUAAGUACAAGGACAGAUCGGGUAAAAAAUGAUAAAUUGGCCCCAAUACGAGACCUAUUGAAUUGCUUUGUAAUUAACUCCCAACAGUCAUAUUCUCCCGGCGAAUUCACCACUAUUGAUGAAAUGUUAGUCGCUUUCCGAGGCCGCUGUGGAUUCAUUCAAUACAUGGACAAAAAACCGGCGAAAUAUGGACUAAAGAUGUAUGCACUGUGCGAUGCCCGAACGUUUUAUACGUAUAAUUUAGAAAUUUACUGUGGAAAGCAAGACACGGGCCCUUUUGCGACAUCGAACAAGCCCUAUGAUAUAGUUACCAGACUAACUGAACCUAUUCAAAAAUCAAAGCAAAACGUUACAACCGACAACUGGUUUAGCAGUUAUCCAUUAGCUGAAAACUUACUAAAAAACGGAUUAACUUUUAUGGGCACCCUAAAAAAAAACAAAAAAGAAAUACCUCCGGAAUUUAUUGUUUAG